Messenger RNA from Astyanax mexicanus (Mexican tetra), 4612 nucleotides. RefSeq names its product GC-rich promoter binding protein 1-like 1 (gene gpbp1l1). Gene Ontology annotation, molecular function: DNA binding; RNA binding. Gene Ontology annotation, biological process: DNA-templated transcription; positive regulation of DNA-templated transcription. The coding region runs from base 1430 to 2881 and encodes 483 amino acids. The record is from RefSeq and is a predicted model, not a curated record. The transcript is spliced from 12 exons. Lineage: Eukaryota; Metazoa; Chordata; Actinopteri; Characiformes; Acestrorhamphidae. Gene Ontology annotation, cellular component: nucleus.
UGUGCUCUGCGCUCGAUUAGCUCGUCUGUGCAGAAGUGGACAGGAACACGGUGGACGGAGUCCGAGCGAGUGGGAUUUAAAAACACAACAUAAAACCGCGCACAAAACCUCCAUUUACAGCAACACAAACACCACAAACAACACAGCGACAGUACUGCUGGAGGAGAAGCGCGUUCGGAGGCUGUGUGGAACUUCUCGGGGCCGGACGGCGGAUCGGAAGAAUUGGUCUUCAGAGUUGAAGUGAAGGAAUCUGAAGGAAGAAGCAGCCUGUUGGAUUGGAUGUGCUCCUCACCACACAGUUUACUGGACAAGACCUAUCAUCUCCAAGCAACUGUUAAAGCCGUGCAGUCUUCACUUUGUGAUCUCCAUUCAUCAUUUUGGGACAUUUGGAUUUGUAUCGCCGAUUUGCUUGUGAAUCACUGAUGAACAGUGCACUCUGUUCAACAUUGUUUCUGUUGAAAAGCUCUGAAUUCCGGUGUCCGGUUGCUCACCUGUUAAAGCCUGUUCUGAAUUGAUGAACUGGAAAAUCUACAGAGUUGUUAAGGUUCAGAUCAUACUUCCUUUCAAGUACUCUGGGAGCCUAACGUGAUACUGGUCUGCAAGUUUAAGGACCAUGAGUGGCAAGAAUUAAAGAUAAUGGCAACUUUUCCUUUCCUUCUGUCUUCUUCUGAUUUGGUCGCAAGUAUGAGCUGUUGAGGAUUAAAGCGAUGCCCAUGACUCCAUAACGCCAAGCACCCUCAGCUUUUGUGAUGUGACGGAUCAGCCCCCCUUUUUUCUUCUCUGACGUCGCACUCUCACUGUUUUCAUGAGGUGAACAUAUUUGAAACGGGACUCUCUGCAACACUGGGUUGUGUGGUAUUGCUCCACCAUUUUUUUUUCUUUCUUGGUGUGUGCAUCUUUAACUUACGAUGAGUUUGUAAAAGGAGUUUCUGAGCUUCAGAGCAAGCACAGUGUGCUGCUGCCACAGCCUUCCAGAUAAAAAGACUGGUCCAGAACUCUGUUUCCUGAGAAUACUGUCAAUCUGAAUGCACUCUGUUACAAUCAGUGAAUUAAAGGUGUCCUGGAUAAAAAGUCAGGCAUCUCUAUUCAACUACAGCUUGCUUUCCCUGUCUUGUUCUUCCACUGCUAGUCCUGUUGAUCAAAAUUACCAGCUCUCCUUGCUUUACCACUACAACCAUCUUCCAAAUUAAUACAAGGGCAUACAACCAUCCCCUCAAACACUGUACCAUCCUGGAACUGAUCUGUGGCAAGCUUCUGUUGUCCUGUGGCUGCUGCCUGGUUGCACAGCAGAAGCUGUGUGAGAGGAUUGGUUGGGCUGACUGCACAAACCGAGCCAAGGACAGGGCCACUGGACUACAGAGCUUACGACUCUGGGUUCAGGCCAUGAGGUUUGAUGCCUCGAUCAACUGACGGGAGACACUGGACCUAAAUGGCGCAGCAUGACUUUGUUCCUGCCUGGCUUAACUUCUCCACGCCCCAGCCUGCCAAGUCCCCUGCAGCCCCCCUUGAAAAGCAUGGAGAGCACUUUCCACGUGGAGAUGGCCGGCCGGGAGUGAAUCGCCGCAGACACAACUCCUCUGAUGGUUUCUUCAACAAUGACCCGCUUAGAGCUCCCGGAGGUGAUGGGUGGCUGCAGCCGUCUCUGUUGAGGCAUGAUUCAGUGGACUCGGGUGUAGCUAAAGGUAACCAGGGCGGCUUAGGCAGCGGACAUGGGUGGAAAGAGACCCCCAGCUGGCAUGGGGCCCCUCGGGGCCAGGAGGGCCCUCACCAUCACCAUGUCCGUCAUAAACGUGGAGGAGGAGACAGGGAUAGGCAGGGGGGCCAUCGACAGCGCAACGGCAACUUCCAUUCCCGAAAGGGGGGUUCCUUCCAGGACCGUUACUCUGACGAAGAGCGAAACGAUGACAAGCUUAAGUUUGUUGAAGAGGAUUUUCCCUCCCUGAAUCCUGAGAUGACUGGAAAGCCAGCAAGUCAGGCUCGAGCUGUGGGAACUCCAGCAGGCGUGUGGGAAAACCCUCCCAGCGCUAAGCAGGCUAUGUCUAAGAUGCUGGUCAUUAAGAAAGUGUCUAAGGAGGACCCCAGUGCUGCAUUCUCUGCUGGCUUUGCCAGUGCUGGUCCUUUGCCUGCUAAUGGCUCCAAAGUCCCCAUUACUGGACCCAGUGUCUACAAGAAUUUGGUCCCCAAACCUGCUACUGCCCCAACUAAGACUGGCCCAUGGAAACCCAAUGGAAGGGAAACUAAAGUGGGUUUGCAUUUCUCUGGUCGGGAUUCAGCCUUCACCAGCCCUGUGUCUGUGACCAAACCCAUGACACCUGUCAUCGCACCACCCCAUGGCACUCCUAAAGAGCCACCUUCCAGCACUACCCCUCCUAUAGACAUCACUCCUCCCCGACUGAAGCUGAUGCGCCGCAGCACAGACCGUAAGAGCGAGUUCUUGCGUGGGCUGAAAGACGAAAGAAAUGGAGAGGUGAGCGGCUGCCACAGCCCUGGAACUCCAGCAGAGGGUGAAGGCAGUACUCCUGAGCCGAAAGAGUAUGGAGAAAGUCAUGAAAACGGCAUGUCUCAUUCUCUGAGUGACUCAGACACUGAGCACCUCUCCAGUUCACUGGAGGCUGAGCACAGGUUGCUGAAAGCAAUGGGUUGGCAGGAGUAUCCAGAGAAUGAUGACAGCUUUCAGCCUCUCACAGAAGAUGAGCUCAAAGAAUUUCAGGCCAAGACUGAGCAGCUGAAGAAGAACGGCCUGGGGCGUAAUGGUGUGCUUCUGAAGCCUCGAGGUGUGGAUCUGCGGGCCUGGAGGAACACCCCGAACCCUGGCCUAGAUGAAGGCUCGGAGUCUGAGACCAGCAGUAGCAGCCAGACUUCUGACGACGAAGAUACCUAAUGUGGCUUUAAAAACUCCCCCAUUCUCUUCCUCUAUUGCUCAUAUUUGCUCUCUUGCUCUCUCGUUAUCUCUAUCUUCCGUCACACCUUUUAUUUCAAACGAAAAAAAAAAAAAGAAAACGAGUGAAAAAUUUGUUUUCAUGGACGAGGGACAUCAAUCAUAUCCCGUUGAGAGAGAACACUCAGUUGACCUCAUGGGCAGUUUUUUUUUUUUUUUUUUUUUUUAAGUUUCUUUUCUUUUUUUUCCCCCCCUUUCCCCCCCUCCUGUUCUCCCCUGUUUUUCCAUUUAUCCCAAACUAGAAAUGUCUAAGAAAAGCCACACACAUCCCCCCACCAGUUUUAUUUUUUUGUUUUUGCUUGGGAAAAAAAAGACUAACUCAUAAUUACACCAAUUAUAACCGUGAUUUAACGUGAAAUAUGACUUCAUCUGAAUGUUCUAUAAAAUGGCUUUGACACAUUUUCUCAAAUAUUUUUCCUUUUUGCGAAAACAAUUCGUAGCAUUAGUGUUAAGACGAAACAAUCAUUGUGAGCCACUGACAGCGGCAUUGCUCCCAGUCCCUCAUCAAAAUGAUCUCCAGCCAGUUGUCUGUGCUGCAAGGAAGCACUAAAGUAAGCCCCCAACAAAAUGACCUUUCUGGUGCAGUUUGGCAGCUAAGAUUUUGUUUGACUCAAACUGAACUGGUUCCACUCUUUUCACUCUGCUUUUUGAACUAGUUGUAACCACAUUUCACUGCAAGUUAUGAGAGUGUACUUUCAAAAGUGGAAAGAUAGGUUUGAAUAUGUAGCUUUUAUAAGGGUAUGUCCUUGCCUAGGUUGUUAAGGUAAUAAAGGUAAUGGUCACAGUAAAGGGUUUAAUGAGUUAGAGGAGACGUUAUUGGGGAUACAGCAGCAAUAGAAGUUCACUGACCUAUGGUUUCUCUCUGGAUGAACUCACCUUCACAGACACACUGUCUUUUUCACUCUUUCAGCGCAUUAAAAUAAAAUGAAUACAAAAUGACCGCAUCUCCUACAUCAACUAGGAUUGAUUUUUGAUUUUGAGCUUCCAGAGUCUUAGAUGGUUCUUCUUGUUCUGUGUGAAAUGGAGUCGCACUGUACUGUUUUCAGUGUGAAGCCUCUUCAGAAGAAAACAAAUUUGAUGUUCUCCUGCAGCCUAAGGCUCUUGGAAUGUAGCCUUUAAGGCUGAAAUUCUAUAAAUGAAUAUUGCUGUAACUAUGAGAUGAAUUUGAGGGGAGUAUUCAUGAGUCAGGCACAUUUUGAAGUUUGUUUUCCUUGUACUCCACUGGCAAGACAUAACCCUUCUAAUUCUUUUUCUGAUUGGCCUUUUGGUAAAUAAGAAUAGGUCUGAGGCAAAGAAAUUUCUCUACUGGUUCUGAUUUGUUUUUUCUAAAACGCAAAGAAUCUGUUGACAGAUCUGUUAACGACAAAGCUAGACUGUGUAUCCCUACAGCUACUAGAACAGUUGAUUGUCAUCUAGUAAAGUUCUGCAUUUCAUGAGGGACUGCUGGUGGAAAUUAUGCAUCUCCAUUUUUUUGUACCUUGUUUUUGCUGAUAGGGUAUAAAAAGGCUUUAUUACAGAUUUAAGUUUCUUUUUUUAUUUUGGUACAGCUGUAAAAAAUCCCACAUAAAUAGUUUUUCUUCUUUUGUUUGCAUUAUGUUGUUCCUGCAGCCUUGAUAUUCAGGGUGGAUUGUAAAAAAUAUAAGAAUAAAAAUUGUGAGUUUUGGAAGAUUAAAA